This is a messenger RNA of Hyaena hyaena (striped hyena), 3484 nucleotides long. Its product is annotated as zinc finger protein 544-like. The transcript has 6 exons. The record is from RefSeq and is a predicted model, not a curated record. Gene Ontology annotation, biological process: regulation of transcription by RNA polymerase II. Bases 517 to 2832 code for a protein of 771 amino acids. Gene Ontology annotation, molecular function: RNA polymerase II cis-regulatory region sequence-specific DNA binding; DNA-binding transcription factor activity, RNA polymerase II-specific. Lineage: Eukaryota; Metazoa; Chordata; Mammalia; Carnivora; Hyaenidae.
AAAAAAAAAAAAAAAAAAGAAGAAGGCGAAGGAGAAGAAGAAGGACUUGAAGUGUCAUUCUCAGUACACACGUGAAGAUCAGAGAGUUCAACAUUUCCAGGUUGGGAAGUGCCUGUGUGAGCGGUCUGCGGUGCCUCAGGUAGAGACAAUAUGCAGCGAUUCUCAGAGAAUUUGGGUUCUCGUUUUGCCUGAAGAAUAUUAGGUCUGUGUGAGAGAGAUUGGGACCCACCGUGAAGGUGAUGACCAGCAGAGAGCAUCUGCAGAAUUAAGCUUGGAAAAGGAGUUCUCAAGCCUUAGCCACGUUGGAGGCAGUAGAGUUCUCAAAAGAGAUUGUCUUGGAAGCGAGAGAACAGUGGGAAGCUGCUGCUGGUUCCAGCAGCCACAAGUGCCGAGGCCCUGGUCCAUCUGCAGCCACCGUGGUCCUGCUGGCUGUGGCCAGGAGCUGCCCCCAGCAUACUCUCCGGGGAGCUCAGGGCCUACGGGAAGCCCCAGCACCUGGGGAAGCUCGAAGAGGAGAUGACACUGGGAGAGGAGCCUGUCCAGACAUUUGAAGGCAAAGCCCUGCCGCCUGAGGAUCCCUGCCCUCUCCAUGACAGCUUCUUCGGGUAUGAGGAGGAAACAGAAGCACAUUCUCAGCCAGUCCCAUCCCAGGUGAUGUUGCAGCCACCUGUGAGCUUCCAGGAUGUGGCUGUGACCUUCACGCGAGACGAGUGGAGACAGCUGGAUCCUGCCCAGAGGACACUGUACCACAACGUAACUCUGGAGAUCUGCAGCCACCUGGCCUUCCUGGGGCUUCUGCUUUCGAAACCAAAUGUGAUCUGCUGGCUGGAGCAAGGACAAGACCCAUGGAGGGAAGAGCAUGGACCUCCCCAAGACUGGAAGAAUAUGCUUGAAAAGGAAGAGUCAGCUUCCAAAGAGGAUAUUGCUGUGGAAUUCCACAACAUAGAAAUGAAAUGCUGCAUACAGGAGGAGGGCCCCUGCUUGGUGUCAUUAGGAGAAAGGCAGGAUUGGAGGGACCAGCUAAGGGAGCACCAGGAGGACUCUUUGAGUCAAAUGAUAUUCACCCCAGAAAGACUGUUUGCUCAAGGGAAACACUGUGAGCAUGACCGUGGGGGAAGUUACCAGAAUUUAAGCCUUCUACCUCCAACUUUACCCACAAGAGCACAUUUCCAUACACUUGACUCACAGGUUAAAAAGUUGAAACAGAAUUCAGUUUUCAUUAAUCAUGAGAAAGGCUGGGCUGAUCUGAAGCCCCAUGAAAAUCACAAAAGUCCCAGAGCCUUCUGUCAGAGCAUUUCCUUGAAUAAACUUACAAAUGUUGAAACAAGAAAUAAAAAGCCUAAUGAAUAUACUGUCAGUAGUGGCUCUUUCAACUAUGAUACCUCCCUUCGAUACCAUAAUAGAAUUUUUUCAGCAGAGAACAGCGAUGACUGUACAGACUAUAGAAACAUCAUUAAUCAUAGCAUGUCUCUGAAUGAACACAAGCCAGUGUGUUUUAGAGAACUCCAGUAUGAGUGUGACAAAUGCCUUGUACAAACUGAAAUAAAUGAUCCUGGAGAAGCACCAUUUAGAUGUGAGGAGGAAUGUCAUGCCUUCCAUGAGGCCUCAUCUUUUACCGACUGUGACGUCAUUCAAACUGGAAAGAAGCCACAUACAUGUAAUCAGUGUGGAAAAUCUUUCAGCUGUUGCUCUAAGCUUGUUGUACACCAGAGAACACACACUGGAGAAAAGCCCUAUGAAUGUUCUCAGUGUGGGAAGUCUUUCAGCCAGAGCUAUGACCUUGUUGUACACCAGAGAACCCACACUGGAGAGAAGCCCUAUGAAUGUAACCAGUGUGGGAAGUCCUUCACCCAGAGUUCCAAACUUAUUAGGCAUCAGCGAACUCACACCGGAGAAAAACCAUACAAAUGUCACGAAUGUGGAAAAUCUUUCAGGUGGAACUCUAACCUUAUUGUACAUCAAAGAAUUCAUACUGGAGAGAAACCUUAUGAGUGUGGUCAUUGUGGAAAGUCCUUCAGCCAAAGCUCUGACUUCGUUGCACAUAAAAGGACUCACACUGGAGAGAAACCCUAUGAAUGUAACCAGUGUGGAAAGUCCUUCAUUAGAAGCACUCAGCUUAUUAGGCAUCUGCGAAUUCACACUGGAGAAAAGCCAUAUAAAUGCAAUCAGUGUGAUAAAGCUUUCACUGGGAGCUCUCACCUUAUUGAGCAUCAGAGAACUCAUACUGGAGAGAAACCUUUUGAAUGUAAUCAGUGUGGGAAAGCCUUCGCUGGGAGCUCCCACCUUCUUUCACAUCAGAGAAUUCAUUCUGGAGAGAAACCAUACGAAUGUAAUGACUGUGGGAAAUCUUUUCGGCAGCGAUCACAACUUGUUGUGCACCAGCGAACCCAUACUGGAGAGAAACCUUAUGAGUGUAGUCAUUGUGGAAAAGCUUUCAGCCAGAGAUCUCCCCUUAUUGUGCAUCAAAGAACACACAUUGGAGACAAGCCUUAUCAGUGUAACAUGUGUUUUAAAGCCUUCAGUCAGAAGUCACGCCUUAUUGAACAUCAGAGAACACAUACUGGAGAAAAGCCCUAUGAAUGCAUCGAAUGUGGGAAAGCCUUUAACGAUCGGUCAACUCUCACAAAACAUGAGAGGACACACACUGGUGAGAAACCUUAUGAAUGUAAUCAUUGUGAAAAGGCUUUUGGUCAGCGAUGUCAGCUUACUAGGCAUCAGAGAAUUCAUACUGGAGAAAAACCCAAUGAAUGUAAUGAAUGUGGGAAAGUUUUCAGUUAUAAUACAUCCCUUAUUCAACAUGAAAAAAUUCAUGGGAGAGAAACUCUUGAGUAAUCGAGAUGGAAAAUCUCACUGCCAAACCUUCUUUAUUAGACGUCAGGUGACCAAGGUGUGAUUCUCAGAGUGUGCUCUAAUGGCCACAUGUGUCAGAUUUGCUUGCAGUGUUCACUGAAACUGCACAUCACCAAGCUCACCUUCAUCUACUAAAUCAGAACCUCUGGAUGUAAAACUCAGGGGCCUACAAUUCCCAAGAGCAGCGCAAGUAAUUUGUAUGUACAUAAAAUGUGUUUACUUCUGCAUUUAGAUGAGAAACUAUGAAUAUGAUCACUGAUUUAAAAUUUUCAGUUAGAACUCUCAGUAGGAGUUAGGAAAUUCAAAAUGUACCUGUAACCCACCAAACAAUCUUUUUAGUGAAAACAACCAUCCAAACUUAAUCAGACAUUGUCCCUGUAAAACAUUCCUAGAAUAUUGUACUGGAAGAUAUUCUCGAUGAAAAGCCCCAAACACUCAGUCUAAAAAGAAAUCGCAUGGCAAAGCUGAUACUGAGUGAUGAAAUACGUAACCAGCAACAAUCAAUGUAAACCAGCAGUUAACGUGAACUGGAGGAGGCCUGAGGAUGGGAAGUCUUCUGAAAUGGUUUUUAUUGGAAUUAAAAGUAGACUCUGAGGGUGCGUGGCUGGCUCAGUUGGUUGAGCAUCUGGAUCUU